CCCCUCUUCUUUUCCGUGUGCCAGAGCCGGACUGCUUGCUCGUCGAGACGCCUAGGCCAGAAAGAUCAGGACCUCUUGCCGCUUGCUGGAUGGGACGUUUUUCUUGUGCUUUAGAUUGGGUUGCUUCAAUAGCUUCAGAGUUGCUAUUGUGUCUGCGGUGAGGUUAAUGCUCGUUAACAGUGUGUAAGGGCUGAAGAAGGUGCCAGGAGAGCAAAAGAGCUCUGCUUGCUCUCUUCACUGUCAUUCGUAGGGCUGAAGCUCAGAGGAAGAGAUGUGAAGAGAUGUGGACGGAUUGAGAAGGAAAAGGAACCACAGAAGCAUCUCUUGGAAGAUUCUUUUCUUUCUGGUUUUUGAACUACUUUAAAAAAAAUUUCAAUAUUUAACAACUUUCCUUGGACGUGCACUCCAGACCUCGAAUGCAUUUGUCUCUGGAUACCAUAAACAUGGCGGACGAUGGCUACCUCUCGUCAGACAACUACCACGACCUGGGCAAAGGAGGCGUAUCGGCGAUGAGUGGGCGCUUGCACAGCAUCGAUGUCAUUCUGGGCUUCAGUAAAGAACAGGACCCUUUGCUUAACCCUGGGGGACCUGCCAUGGGCCAUAAAGGUGAUGAAGAUGUACUGGUGGAACAGGGGAAACAGGUGACCCCUGACCCCUAUGCUCACCUGCCCAGCAUGUCUAACAAUGUUCAUCAGGCCAUCUAUCAUGAUACAGAACUCUUCUCCAAUGAUAAGUGUGAAGCUGAAGUUGGGGACCUUCACCAUCAUGGUGUGGAGAGUGACAGCAGGUCUCCUGACCCUCUAGAAGAUGACCAACCCAAGAAGAAACACCGUCGCAACCGGACAACCUUCACCACUUACCAACUGCAUGAGCUUGAACGAGCUUUUGAGAAGUCACACUAUCCUGAUGUGUAUAGUCGAGAAGAGCUGGCCAUGAAGGUCAAUCUCCCAGAAGUACGAGUGCAGGUCUGGUUUCAGAAUCGACGUGCAAAAUGGCGGCGUCAGGAAAAAAUGGACACUGGUAGCAUGAAGCUUCAUGACUCACCUAUGCUGCCCUUCAACCGGCUUCCAAUGCCUUCUAACGUGGGGCCAGUGAGCAACUCCAUGCCCUUAGACCCCUGGUUAUCCUCGCCCCUCUCCAGUGCCACUCCCAUGCACAGUAUCCCAGGAUUCAUGGGUCCAUCCCAAAGCCUGCAGCCCACCUACCCAAGCCAUUCGGGCUUCCUUAACUCAACUCCAGGCAUUGUGCAGGGAAUGCAGCCAAUGCCUCCUCCACCAUACCACUGUCCACCGGCCUUCAAUGACAAGUAUCCACUAGAGGACAUGGACCGCAGCUCCAGCAUUGCAGCUCUAAGAAUGAAGGCCAAGGAACAUAUCCAAUCCAUGGACAAAACCUGGCAGCCCAUGUGAAUUGAGAAUUGCUUUUUGUAAAUAUGUAUGUUGUACUGUUUUAUAGAAGCUGUUAGAACUGUGUGUAAGCAAUACAUUUUGCUAAUCAUGGUUUAAAACAUAAAAAGACUUUUGAGGUUUAAAGUUUAUAAAGCCAUGGAAAAGAAAGGUAAACAGCUUAUGAAAAAGGACUGCCACUGGAUUAGAAGAGGUGGCUGAACUUUGUGCACUCUACAACCACUGACUAUAUAACAGCAAACAAAAGAAUUCUACAAUCAAGCUGGGUACUGGAAAAGGGUAUAAACCUCUAUGUGUUUCUUCUUUGGUCAUUUCCAAGACUGUUAAUUAUGCUAAAGCUCAGGGAUUUAGGUAUCAAGAUUGUGUUGGCAAGUAUCUUGGGCAGUUGGACUGUGGUCAAGAUUGCUAUUGUAAAGUCUAAGCCAAGGUCUAAAAAAGGAACAAGUCAAAAUCUAUA
Molecule: messenger RNA, 1863 nt
Organism: Silurus meridionalis
Lineage: Eukaryota; Metazoa; Chordata; Actinopteri; Siluriformes; Siluridae
Gene: rx2
Product: retinal homeobox gene 2
Exons: 4
Coding region: 417-1409 (330 amino acids)
Biological process (GO): positive regulation of transcription by RNA polymerase II
Molecular function (GO): DNA-binding transcription factor activity, RNA polymerase II-specific; RNA polymerase II cis-regulatory region sequence-specific DNA binding
Source: RefSeq, a predicted model, not a curated record